Molecule: messenger RNA, 1381 nt
Organism: Vigna unguiculata (cowpea)
Lineage: Eukaryota; Viridiplantae; Streptophyta; Magnoliopsida; Fabales; Fabaceae
Source: RefSeq, a predicted model, not a curated record
CAUAAGUUGUCGUUGAAAAACACAGCAUAGGGGAAGAAAUUAAGCAGUAAGAAAGAAAUUAAUUCCACUACUGACAUUGACAAGAGGAUUUGAAGUUUCUGUGGAGUGAUCUUGGAAGCUGGAAGCGAAACAUUUUAUGUUUUCAUCUUGAUAAUCCUCUUGUAUGAUCAUGGAUUCUUUGAGUAUUUCUUCGGUUACUGAACAAGCCAGAGAGAACAGUGUAAGCAAGAACUUCUUGCUUCCAAGAAAACCUGCAAGACAACCAAAUCCAAUCAUAUACAGGAAAUUGCGUCGAGGGUCUGCUGGGAGAAUUCCAGAGAAACAAAUUGAGUACCCGACAAACAAGGAAUUACUGAGAACAAUAGCGUACUUGAGAACUGCUAUAUACUAUGAGGAUGAUAAAAUAUUGCCUAACAAUAAAGCCUGUAUUACUGAGGAGGAAGAUGAAGAAGAAUGGAGCACACAAAGCGACCAGGAAAAAGGCCAAAAGCAGCUUGAAAAGUCAAUUCAAAAGCCUAACAACAACGACUCUACGUACACACUCACCAAAAACCAGAGAAAGAAACGCAGCUACAUUGACAAUACAAACAAGAAAUGUGCUUUAUCUUCUUCCUCUUCCCAUGUGAUAAACAUAAAAAACAUAUGCAAAACUUCACAGCGUGGAGGCUUAGGAUUGACAAAAAAUGAUUCUCACACAAGUGCUUCCAUGUGCAAGGCAUUCAUACAGUUCUGCUCAACAGAGAUAAUUUGUCCACAAGAACAUCGUGCUGCACUAGCAGUGAAGUUGUAUGGAGUUCAAGUAGCACUGUUAUCUGGUUUGGGUAACCCUUUUCAGAAUAUAUCCCAAUCCAUAACAAGCUCAACAAACAUUUCAAAGACACCAAUUCUAAGUCUGUGGCAAGCCUCAAGUGGGUUCUUACCGGCCAUAAUAUGGAGUGGAAUGUUCAUAGUGAGUUUUUUGUACACAAUAGUGGUGGUUUGGUCUUUGGCUUUUAGAGUACCUAUUAUCUCUAUGCUGUGCAUUGCUCUUCUGUACUCUUUAUCUGUGUUGGUUGCUGCAGCAUCAGGAUUUGAUGUCGCUUGUGGCACGUUUAGAUUGAGUGGCAUCUUGUUUGCAUGUUUAGGGGUUCUUGGUUUUGCUUUGAUCCUUCUUAUUCUGCUCUUGCUUGUGCUUUUUGCUUCCUAGAGACGCACAAAACAAGAUGAAGGAGCAAAGUGAUGAGUUCUUGGUGCCUUUGCAGUGUUGUGUUGUGGUAAAUUUUUUGGUAUUUGAAUUUUUUCCUGCCAUAUCUUUUGGUGGAAGACUAAUCUCAUUUGUAAUGCAAUUAAUAGAAUGAAUUUGUAACACUAUUAAGAUGGAAUAUGGGUUCUCCAUUUUGUA